AGCAAGAGGAGGUGACCAGAAAGCACAAGCAGGGAAGAUCUAUUCAUAAAACAAGCACAACCAUUUCCAUGUACAAGGACUAAAAUAUCAAGCUCCUUCUGAUUCCUGGUGAGGGUUUACCCUUCCUAGACCAGGCUGCUGUGAUUUUUUGUAGCCUUUUUCUCAUCAAAUGGCAUCCAGUUGUUCUCUGUGUGUGUUGUGUGCUGCUGGCUGAGAUGUUCCUGCAGCUCUGAGCAAGGUGCAAGGAUUUGGCCCAUGAGAGAGCACCCAGGACUGUGGCAGACCGUGGCUAGGAGUGGAGCUCACCUCUUCCAGUGAGGUGUUGGUUGUGUAAGGAGCAGAGCCAGAGAUGGAUGACUGCCUGGAGACCCUGAAAGAUGAGGAGGAGGCUUUGUGGGAGAACGUGGAGUGCAACCGGCACAUGCUGAGCCGCUACAUCAACCCAGCCAAACUGACCCCCUACCUACGGCAGUGCAAAGUCAUCGACGAGCAGGAUGAGGAUGAGGUGCUCAACUCACUCAUGCUGCCCUCCAAAAUUAACAGAGCAGGCCGACUGCUGGACAUCCUCCACACCAAGGGCCAGAGGGGCUACGUGGUGUUCUUAGAGAGCCUGGAGUUUUACUACCCUGAACUGUACAAACUGGUGACAGGGAAAGAGCCUACACGGAGAUUUUCCACUAUUGUUGUGGAGGAGGGACAUGAAGGCCUUACCCAUUUCCUAAUGAAUGAGAUCAUCAAGCUCCAGCAGCAGGUGAAGACAAAAGACGUGCAGCGCUGUGAGCUCCUGGCCAAGUCCCGCCAGCUGGAGGAUGAGAGAAAGCAGCUAAAGCUGAACAAGAUAGAGCUGCUGACCUUCCAGGAGAGAUACAACAAGAUGAAGGAGGAGAGGAAUAACUACAACGAUGAGCUGGUCAAGGUGAAAGAUGAGAACUACAAUCUGGCCAUGAGAUAUGCCCAGCUGAGUGACGAGAAGAGCAUGGCUGUGAUAAGGAGCCGGGACCUGCAGCUGGAGAUUGACCAGCUGAAGCAUCGCUUGAACAAGGUGGAAGAGGAGUGCAAGCUGGAGAGGAACCAGUCCUUGAAGCUGAAAAAUGACAUUGAAAACCGACCCAAAAAGGAACAGGUUCUGGAGCUGGAGCGGGAAAAUGAGAUGAUGAAGACUAAAAUCCAGGAGUUACAGUCCAUCAUUCAGGCUGACAAGAGGGGUUUGCCAGAUUCAGACAAGGCCAUUUUGGAUAUUCUGGAACACGACCGUAAGGAGGCACUGGAGGAUCGCCAUGAGCUGGUCAACAAGAUCUUCAAUCUCCAAGAGGAGAUUCGUCAUGUGGAGGACUUGAGAGACAAGUAUCUUGAGGAGAAAGAAGAUUUGGAGUUAAAGUGCUCAACACUAGGAAAAGACUGUGAGAUGUACAAGCACCGCAUGAACACUGUGAUGAUACAGCUGGAAGAGGUGGAAAAGGAACGGGAUCAGGCGUUCCGCUCGCGCGACGAGGCGCAGACGCAGUACUCGCACUGUCUGAUUGAGAAGGACAAGUACAGGAAGCAGAUCCGGGAGCUGGAGGAGAGGAACGACGAGCUGCGGAUCGAGGUGGUGCGCAAGGAAGCGUGCAUCGUCAACCUGGAGUGCAAACUGCGGCGCCUCUCCAAGGACAGCAACUUCCUCGACCAGAGUUUGCCGCGGAAUCUCCCCAUUACCGUUAUCUCCCAGGCCUUUGGGAGCUCUGGCCCAAAAGCCAAUGGUCAGGAAGCCGAUGACUCCUCCACUUCUGAGGACUCUCCAGAAGACAACAAAUUCUUCUUGCCUGAUCAAGUUCGUCUCAAGAGAAGAGUGAACCUAAAGGGGAUCCAGAUAAGUCCAAGAGCUAAAUCUCCUGUCAGCAUGAACAAAACAUCAGAGUUUCAAGCAGCCAGAGCACAGGAUGAGGACGGGGCCGAGGGCAGCACCGGCCGCACGGACACGAGCUCCUCUGUGUCCAUCAGCAACUCCAUCAGCAGCUGUGAAGUCACCAAGAUCCAAACCCUGCGGAACCGCAACGACAGCAUCAUGUCCACCACCCCCGAGCCUCCGGGCAACGACUCCAUCGUGCGGCGCUGCAAGGAGGACACCCCUCACUGCAGCCUGGUUGAAGAGGACAAUGACAGCUUUGGAUGUGAUGCUUUGGAGAUGGAUGAUGACAGCCACGACAGGCAUUCACAUGGAGCUCCUUCAGUGCACUCUUCCUCUUCUUCUCAUCAGUCAGAAGGCCUGGAUGCCUAUGAGCUUGAGCAUGUCAACUCCAUAUUUAGAAAGUUCUCUCUGGAAAGACCCUUCCGUCCCUCUGUCACGUCCGUGGGCCGCAUCAGGAGCUCGUGUCACACGGUCCAGCGCGUGACGCUCAACGGGGACAGCCUCAACUCAGAGAUCACCCUGCUCGGGGGCAAUGACAGAGGCAGCUUCGUCAGCUCUGUCAAGACAGGCUCCCUGGCAGAGAAAGCUGGCCUUCGGGAGGGACACCAGAUCCUCCUGUUGGAGGGCUGCAUUAAAGGGGAAAAUCAAAGUGUUCCUUUGGAUACUUGCACAAAGGAAGAAGUUCACUGGACAAUUCAGAGGUGCAGUGGUCCAGUAACACUCCAGUAUAAACCAAAUCAUGAAGGGUACCGCAAGCUGCUGUCGGAGCUGGAGGAGGGGCUCAUCACCUCGGGGGACUCGUUUCACAUCCGCCUCAACCUGAACAUCUCCAGCCAGCUGGACUGCUGCUCCCUGUCGGUGAAAUGUGAUGAGAUCGUCCACAUUCUGGACACCAUGUACCAGGGCAGGUGUGAGUGGCUGUGUGCCAGGGUGGAUCCCUUCACUGACAGGGACCUGGAGAUGGGGACCAUUCCCAGCUACAGCAGAGCCCAGCAACUCCUUUUGGUGAAGCUGCAGCGGUUGAUGCACAGAGGAAGCAAAGAUGAGACAGAAAACUCCUACAACACCCUUCGGGCCCUGCGGAAUACAUUGCAGCCAGAGGAGCCUGCCCUGCAGAACGACCCCAAAACCAGCCCUCGCCUAUCCAGAGCAAGCUUUCUUUUGGGCCAGAUUUUACAGUUUGUCAGUAGGUCUGAGAACAAAUACAAACGAAUGAACAGCAACGAGCGGGUCCGCAUCGUCACGGGCUGGCCCUCGGGCCUGGCACUGAGCUCUUCCGAAGGGAAGAAGCAGCUGCCUGAUAAACUGGAAGAUUUGGAUUCAGAGAGUGAACUGGACAAGAAGCUCAGUCUGAUCCCUUACAGCUUGGUGAGACCCAUCCACUGCGAGCGCAGGCGCCCCGUGCUGUUCACCCCCACCAUGCUGGCCAAGCCCUUGGUGCAGAAGCUUCUCAACUCUGGAGGUGCCCUGGAAUUCAACAUAUGCAAGCCAGAUAUUGUAACAAAGGAAGAGUUCUUAAGGAAGCAAAGGACAGAGACUGUCAUCUUCAGCAGAGAAAAGAAUCUGAACACAUACGAGUGUAUUGUACCUGCCAACAUCGAGGCUGUUACUGCCAAGAACAAGCAUUGUCUCCUGGAAGCUGGAAUAAGCUGCACGAAGGAUUUAAUCAAAGCCAAGAUAUAUCCUAUUGUUCUCUUUAUAAGAGUCUCAGAGAAAAACAUCAAGAGGUUCAGGAAACUGCUACCAAAGCCAGAGACUGAGGAUGAGUUUUUACGGAUGUGCCGCCUGAAGGAGAAAGAACUGGAAGCACUGCCCUGCCUUUAUGCCUCUGUGGAGGCAGAGGCUUGGAGCAGCAUCGAGGAUCUUAUCCGGACCAUAAAGGACAGGAUCGGGGAAGAGCAGCGGAAAACCAUCUGGGUAGAUGAGGAUCAGCUAUAAAAGCCCUCAGGAACACGGAGCUCUUUGGUGAGGAAAGGACACGUCCAGGUGGAGCAGGCCUUCUCAGAAUUCCUGGUUAGGUGCCCAGAGCUCACUCCUGUUUCACCCUUGCUGGCAGGGCACUCCCUGCUGGCAGGAUGCAUGUCUGGAACGGGACUGGAGCUGUGUUGAAGAGCCAGAGUCUCAGAUGCUGGGAUCCAGGCUGUGGGGCCACCACCACAAUUUCUGAUCCACUGGCAUUUCUUAAGGGACAGCACCUGUUUAACACAUGAGGACAAAGAUCUUGAGAGGGAGCUUGGGGUAAUUUAUUAUGUUCAAAAUAUGGAUCUCUUUGGUCUCAUUCAAAAUUUCUGAUGAGACCAAAUAAGUGGAAUCUGAAAGGGAUAAGGCAUGGGCAUGGGGUGCAGGAUGUGGAGUUGAGAUGUGCCCCACACCCCCCUGAGGUGAUACCCAGCUGAGGAAGCUGAAGGCUGGUUGGGAGCAGCACAACACAACUGCUGAUGGCCAGAGCAGCCCUGUAGCCCUGGCUCUCCACAACCAUUUUCAGCCAUUUUAAUCAAAAGAGAAGAAAAUAGCUAUUCCUCCUGGCAUUAACUAAAAUGAAAAUUUUCUCUUCCCUUUGAAACUCCAGUUUUAUUUAACAGUUUUGCAGGUUUCCUUUGUAGUCCUGGCGCUUACAGGAAAACAGACUUCACUGUCCCAGUGGCACAUCAGAUCUUUCCACAUCUGCCAACAUUUCAUUUAGUUUAUCCCUGCCUCUGCACUGUGUUCAUUUGUACAUCUCUCAGUUUUUAACAUUUUUUUACUCAUGGAAAAUACCACGGUGCUUUCUUCGGACAACAAGUUUUUUCUGUUUCUUCACUGAAAUAUUUCUCUGCAACAUCAUUGCCUGCCAACAUGCCGACUCUCAACAGGAGGAACUAUUCUUAGAAGAAGAAAAGAAGAAUUUCAUAAGCCAGUAAUUGCUGUGAACCACUCAGUCCUUGACCUGUGUGCCAUGAGUGACAGUGAGGAGCCCUGCGGGCACCACGCUGAGCUGUGGCCAAGUGGGAUAAUGCUUCCAGAAGUGUGUGUAGGGCUGAGGAGACCAUGUCCCAUUUUCAAAAGCACUUAAGUCCUCAGAGAGUUUAAGUUCCACUGCUCAUGAGUGUGACUUAUACUCCUAAAUCUCUUCAGGCUUUGAAAUCUUUCCUCUCGACAUUAGAUGCUGUACUGAGAUUGCCAAAUUGAUCCAAUAAAACUGACCCCAUAAUAAUGACUCGUGCAAUUGCUGAUCUGAAAUGCAAUAAAAAUUGACCUACAGAUGAAGAGUGGUCCAUCCCAUUGUCCUUAGAUCCUUCAUUCCUUGCCACAUCCCUCCCUUUAAGAUGCAUUUAAUAACAAAUUUUCUUUUCUUCUGCAUUCAUCUUCAGUCCCCCAUCUCGGUGCUGUGGGCUGAUGAACAGUAGCAGGCAAUAAAAAAACAAUCAGAAUCUAAACAGAA
Messenger RNA from Haemorhous mexicanus (house finch), 5309 nucleotides. It is a transcript of the gene CARD11, whose product is annotated as caspase recruitment domain family member 11. Lineage: Eukaryota; Metazoa; Chordata; Aves; Passeriformes; Fringillidae. Gene Ontology annotation, biological process: positive regulation of canonical NF-kappaB signal transduction; regulation of apoptotic process. The transcript has 24 exons. The record is from RefSeq and is a predicted model, not a curated record. The coding region runs from base 350 to 3826 and encodes 1158 amino acids. Gene Ontology annotation, molecular function: protein binding.